AUGCAUGCCAAAGUCGUUCUCGCUGGUGCCGCACUGACAGCCGUCUCCAUGAUCCCCUCGUGCCCGGCACCCGUGGUUGGAGGUCUCAUCGCUGGAGCGUUUGGUGCUGAGCUCGCCGGUAACCUGCUCUACAUUGGUCUCAACGACAACCUGAAAAGACGCCCCGUCGAUGGCUCCGUCAAGGCCCGCAGUGCCAUUGGCUACAAGUCUCGUCGUGCCCUUGGCUAUCCAGGUGUCUCUGACGAAGCCGUCCAACAAUGCAAAGACUCUAACUCUGGAAAAACGGACGUGAAGGUCACUCAGACCGAAGAAAACUCCUAUCAGAUUGACAACGUGACUCCAGAGUGCAUGAACCUGGCCACCUUGUUCACUGAAGACAGCCCGCCUGUCCCUUGUGGCUCUGCUUGCCUUCAGUACUCGAACCUGAGUGAAAGUGACAACGAUGCCCUGCAGGGUUACAUCCAGGAGCUCCUUUAA
Molecule: messenger RNA, 477 nt
Organism: Penicillium antarcticum
Lineage: Eukaryota; Fungi; Ascomycota; Eurotiomycetes; Eurotiales; Aspergillaceae
Exons: 2
Coding region: 1-477 (158 amino acids)
Source: RefSeq, a predicted model, not a curated record